Argentina anserina (silverweed cinquefoil) is the source of this 1298-nucleotide messenger RNA. Its product is annotated as thioredoxin-like 1-1, chloroplastic. The record is from RefSeq and is a predicted model, not a curated record. Bases 92 to 928 code for a protein of 278 amino acids. Gene Ontology annotation, biological process: cell redox homeostasis. Gene Ontology annotation, cellular component: chloroplast. NCBI's taxonomy places the organism in Eukaryota, Viridiplantae, Streptophyta, Magnoliopsida, Rosales, Rosaceae. The transcript is spliced from 4 exons.
UUCAUUCAUCUCUCUCAUUCUCCUUCUCUCUUUCUCUCUCUGGUUCGGUUUGUUUUUGAUUUUAUAUAGAUUUUGAUUUUGGUGGAGAUUUAUGGCGGAGGUGGUUGUGAGCAAGACCGGUUUGUUCUCGUCAUGCCAUCAUCAAAACAUGUCUUUGUUUCCCAAGACUUCUGGGUCUUCUAAUCUCUCGGUCUCGUUCCCACCAAAGAGCGACUUUCAUGGCCAACGGAUUGGGCUUCAACAGCUCGGACGACCCUUUCCCACUCCGCAAUUCCAACCUGUUCAUUCACAGCUUCAGCAGCCGGGUUUUCGGAUCGGUAAAGCUCAUAAAUGGUGGGAAAAAGGGAAUCAGCCCAAUAUGAAAGAGGUGACAUCAGCACAAGACCUUGUGGAUUCCCUUUUGAACGCAGGAGAUAAGCUUGUCGUGCUUGAUUUCUUCUCUCCCGGUUGUGGUGGCUGCAAAGCUCUUCAUCCCAAGAUAUGUCAAUUUGCAGAGAUGAACCCAGAUGUUCAAUUUCUUCAGGUGAACUAUGAGGAACACAAAUCCAUGUGUUAUAGCCUCAAUGUUCAUGUCCUACCCUUCUUCCGCUUCUAUAGUGGAGCUCAGGGUCGUGUAUGCAGCUUUAGCUGUACAAAUGCCACGAUAAAAAAAUUUAAAGAUGCGUUAGCCAAACACAAGCCAGAACGCUGCAGCCUUGGGCCAACUAAGGGGUUGGAGGAGAAAGAGCUCCUUGCUCUCUCCGCUAAUAAAGAUCUUGAAUUCACCUACACCCCUAAAGAAGUUGAGGCCGUGCCUGCAAGAGCGGUUGAGGAAAGUUUUGUGACAGCACCAUCUUGUUCAGUUCGGGAAUCAUUUCCUCUGCCUUCAACAACAUUGAAGUCUGGUAAAAUCUCCGAGGAGAGGAGCAUAGUCAGUGCUGGGAGAUGAUGCGAUGCAGUCAGGUUUUUACAGUCCGUCUCUGUCAUUAGAGCCCCUGUACAGCUGUGAUGUUUUCUUACUGUAUUGUAAAGAUGCAUGCUAGGGAUCAGGAUAAUAGUGAAGGUUAAGUCAAUACUGAGAGUUGUAGCAGGCUUUGGGAUAUGUUUUUGGGGAAUCCUUGGCUGAAAUAUGGGAGUAAAUUGAUGAGCUACCAAUUGUACGUAAUCAUUGGUUUGCUCUGUUAUGUUGUAAUUGUGUAAUGUAAAAUGCUUAUCCAUGCUUUAUCCGUGGAUGGAAGAAUUAUUGGAGUGUAUCUGUAAGUAUGCAACCAUAUUUGAUAACUAGCGUUAGCGAUUGAAUAAAUUAUACUCUUCCAAUU